AAAACUCCGCGUAAACGUGUUCCAUUUUCAAACAUUUUUAUUUGCCGCGAAAAUAUUGAAGUUUUGUUUACGACAAAGAAUAUUUUUCUUGUUUUAAUUAAAAUUACGUUAAAUAUGGAAGGUGUGAAUCACGAAAAUAGUCAAUUUGGUUUGAAAAAUGAUAUAUUCAGUCAGUUUGAUGAUAAUUUCGUCACAGACGAUUAUUUGAAGAGCUAUCAGAAUAGUAUUGGAUCGAGUGAUGUUCAAAUGUGUGAAGGUAAUAUGUUUCUAUAAGUAAUUGAUAUUGAUUAUUUAAAUUAAAUGAAAAUUGAAAGAUUUUUAAUGGAUUUUUAAUGUUGAUAACUGUAAUUUGGUUGUUGAAAUGUGGUUUGCAAAUGAAUGUAUUAAAUUAAUUACAGUAGAAACUCGAUUAACCGGACUAAUUAUUGUCGUUAGGCAUUUGGAUAAUCGAAUUUACGAAGAAAAGCGAAUUUUGUGCAUACAUAUUAUGUUGUACAUAUGAUGUUAUGUAAUUUACGUAAAUACAUUUUAUAUUACCGGUUAAUUUUAAUAGAUAUUAACAUUACAAAUAAUAUACGAAAAAUAAUAAAUUUCUUAACAUUUUUAGAUGCAAAAUCGAACCAAGAUAACGCACAACCUAUAACUAAAACUAAAAUAAUACCAACAUUUGGAAAACAGAAGAAUUUAAAGAAAAACGAUAAAAAAUCGCUUUCAAAACCUAAGAAAUUUGUUCCACCUAUAAAAUGUACUACUAACAGUGAAAACAAUAUUUCUACAACCAAUAUUGGUCCCAAACAUGAUUCAAACCAACAUUUGCAACCAACAUCCAUAUCUAACCAAGAUCUUAUCACCAAUGUUUGUGAUACAAGUCUGACGGAAAUAUCACAUAAUAACAACGAUAUUUAUACAUUUCCUGAUCUAUUAACUUUGGAAAAUACUCCAAAUAUAACGAAUAUAGAAUACACAGAAUCGAAUUAUAACAAUAUUGGUCAUUCUCAAGUAGUAAAUGAAUCUCUACAUGUAAAUAAUGCUAUAGACUCUCAAGAAAAAACUAAAAUUACUAACAAAGGAGUUUUUCUACCGAAAAGGAUGCUUUCAAACAAACUGGGCAGUAUAAUAUCAAGUUCCAUUAACAUUUUAGAAGAUGAAAACACAAUUUUAGAAGAAAAUUUUGAAACAUUUACUCAAAUAUCAAAUUCAGAUAGAUGUAGCGUGAAAAGUUUGUCUCAGAAUCAAAAUCUAUCUUUCUGUUCGGUUACAUCACUUAGUAAAACUUAUAAAAACUUGGAUUGUAAUAGUUUUAAAACCGAAACUCAUAGAAUACCACAAGGUGAUGAGUUUUUUAAUCUAUUUAAAAGUAAUAUUGUGUGUAGUGAUGACAAAAAGCCAGUGCCAAUGACCACAGAAUAUGGUGAUAUAGGUUUUAAUUUAAAAUAUUCUGAUUAUAUCAAAAAUGUUGGAGAAAUGUUUGAAAGAACCGAUGAAGAGAUGGAUGUGAUUUUGAAAAUUGUUAAUAUGUAUCCUAAAGAGAAUAGUUUGAUGAAGAAAAAGUUGGCAAAGUAGGGUUUUAGGAAUAAAAUUGAUAUUUAAAUAUUGGUUCGUGUUUGAUUUCGUGUCACAAUUCAAUGAGUAGUACCCUUAGUAUCAGUUUGCUUUAUGUUUAAUAUAAUCAAAACGAGAGCGCGUUCGGUCCUCUGAUUGGCCAGCUCGAAUAAACCAACCAAUCAGCGCCGAACACGCUCUCCUUUUGAUUACUUUGAACAUAAAACAAACUAGUACUAAUGGUAAUGGCAAUAGGCUCACCACCUAUUACAUGGGACUCACAACAUAAAUUGUGAAAAGUGGGUGUACACAGUGGCAUUACGUGCCAUAAUGUGCACCUCUGCCUACCCCUUCGGGGAUUAAAGGGGUGACGAUAUGUAUGUAUGUAUGUAUUACUAAUGGUACUGAUU
This is a messenger RNA of Spodoptera frugiperda (fall armyworm), 1952 nucleotides long. RefSeq lists its product as uncharacterized. The coding region runs from base 499 to 1563 and encodes 354 amino acids. NCBI's taxonomy places the organism in Eukaryota, Metazoa, Arthropoda, Insecta, Lepidoptera, Noctuidae. The transcript has a single exon. The record is from RefSeq and is a predicted model, not a curated record.